AUGGCCGAUUUUCAAGAAACAAAAUUAAAAUAUCGUCGAGGAACUUGUUUUAGUUGCCGAAAAUGCAUGUAUUGUGGAAUUGAUUUGCGACAAGAAAAAUGUAAUUGUAACUUGUCUAAUGUGCCACAUAAAAGUAAUCGGACAGAUGCCGUCAAAUAUGCGUUUACACGAGUAUUCAAUCCAAAUUGGAUAAAAGAAAAAGUAGAAUUUGUUCAACAAAGAAUAGAACAUUAUAAUUAUUUAUUAAGUGCAAAAGAGGCUUUUAAUUUUACUUUGUGCGCUCGAUGCAAUAGUAUUUUAUUAAGAUUAUCUUCGAAAGUGAAAAAGCUUAAAGCAUCAUCAAGUUCUACACUUGAUAACGAUAUCGAUAACUCUUCUGAAUUAGAAACAUGUGAUCUUACUAUAGCAAGUGGAGCUUCCGAAUCUGAAGAAAAACUUGAUUGGAAUCCUAAUGAAAAAGAGUAUCAUGAAGAGAAAUAUGAACCUAAUGAUGAUGAGUCUUUAUCUGGUGAAGAAGUUGAAUACGAAUAUAAUUAUGGAGUUUUUAUCAAGUUUGAAAAUGGAACAUCUCUUCCGGCAAAAUGGUAUACAGCUAAAGUAUCUAUGGUUGAUGAGCUACUUUCAGAAAUUCAUAUAAAUAUUGAAACUUUAAUGGGAAAAAAACCAGUUGAUCCAAAUGAUUAUCAUAUUGCAUUCAAAUCUGAAAAGGCAGCAGGAGCGGGUACUCAACUAGAUCGUGAGCCUAAUAAUAAUUCAGACGAUGAUAUUGUUACAGAUUUGAGAAACAAAAAUUCUAUUCCUAAAACUUCAAAUCUAUCUUCACUCGAAACAUCAAUUGCAAAAAAUGUCUUAGAAAUUCAUAAAGAAAAUCAUUGCACAAUUCAUAAUCGACCAUGUUUAAAUAAAGAUGGAGCUAAAGAAAAUCAUGUUGAAAUUACUUUUAUGAUGCUUUCAAUUUGGGCAUCUGAAAUUAAUAAAGCAAUAGCAUCACCAACAGAACCACCUACACAUCCUUUGUUUGCAUAUAAAUAUUUAACAAAAACAAAAGUGUCAUCACAAUUGCAAUCUAGUUCUAUACAAUUUAAUCAAUCUAAUUCGAUGCAACAACCCAAUCUAAUACAACAAUCCGAUUUGAUGCAACAGUCUAAUUCAAUACAACAACUCAAUCCAAUACAACAAUCUGAUUGA
This is a messenger RNA of Dentiscutata erythropus, 1188 nucleotides long. The record is from the annotation of a GenBank genome assembly. Lineage: Eukaryota; Fungi; Glomeromycota; Glomeromycetes; Diversisporales; Gigasporaceae.